Messenger RNA from Rhagoletis pomonella (apple maggot), 1211 nucleotides. RefSeq lists its product as uncharacterized. The transcript is spliced from 2 exons. The record is from RefSeq and is a predicted model, not a curated record. The annotation marks the transcript as partial. NCBI's taxonomy places the organism in Eukaryota, Metazoa, Arthropoda, Insecta, Diptera, Tephritidae.
AUGUCUCGGAUUGAAUGUCACACCAAAGUUUGCCCAAAUGAAGCUCAGAUCGAAUACAGAGAAUUAGCGGAGCGCAUACCAAUCGACUGCUUAAUGGAGCUUUUUGAUCAAAUGAAAACGCGCAUAAGGAAAGCCAUGAAAGAAAAGUACAAGGAAUUGAAAGGAAAACUAAAAAAGUUACAAACGAGUCAAGAAGGAGUGAACAAAAAACAGAGAGAGAAACCCGAAUUCCAUGCCAGGUUCGUAAACCUUACAGAAGUUCUCAUCAACAAAGAAGAAUCGCGAGUUUUAGAAAAAGGGCUCAAACAUAAUAUCCAGAAUUACAAUAAGGAAAAGGAAAUUGAGCAGACAAUUGUAGAUGCGGAAAUAGCUAUAUCUAUGCUGCCGAAAGAGGAACAGGAACACACUAGACACAGGUGCAAACAGUUAAUUGAAAAGGAAAUCAAAGCCAAAGGAAACAAAAACCACAGCAAAGAAAGCAAUAUAAUUAAAGGUCUGAAGCAGAAACUAAAAAACAACAACGUAAUCACGACCAAAGCUGACAAAGGAAACACAACUGUACUAAUGAAUAGAGAUGAAUACAUACAAAAAACGGAACAGCUUAUCAAAGAAACUAGAUGUAGGAAGUUAGCAAAGGAUCCCACUGAGGAAUACCAGGCCACAAUAAAAGAGACCAUAAAGAAAGCUACAAAAAUAAUAAAGCCGAACCAAAUACAUACAUUGACAAUCAUGAAUCCAUCAGCUCCUCCGAUGAAUGCACUACCUAAAAUCCACAAACUUGGCACACCCAUGAGACCAAUCAUAAACCACAGAUCGGCCCCAAGCUAUAAACUAUCAAAACACUUAAAAACUAUACUAAAGGACAACCUUCGAUUGCCCAAUAAGUACACAAUAUCUAAUACAACGGAAUUGAUUGAAAAAAUAAAAGACUCAGCGAUCACGAUGGAUACUAAACUGGUAUCAUUCGACAUAAAAGAUCUAUACCCAUCGAUACCAAUAACGGAAACAAUAGAUAUCGUAUUCAAAAUACUGAUUGAAAAAACAGGAAACAGAGAAAUCGCCGUAGAGAUAACUAAUACACUCAGAACGACGUUGCAUCAAAAUUACUUCAAAUUUAACAACAACAUAUACAUGCAAACAAACGGGCUAGGCAUGGGCAACCCCACAUCGGCGAUCCUUAUGGAGGUAUUCAUGCAGAAUCUGGAAGAAAG